This is a messenger RNA of Lepus europaeus (European hare), 3930 nucleotides long. It is a transcript of the gene DESI2, whose product is annotated as desumoylating isopeptidase 2. The record is from RefSeq and is a predicted model, not a curated record. NCBI's taxonomy places the organism in Eukaryota, Metazoa, Chordata, Mammalia, Lagomorpha, Leporidae. Gene Ontology annotation, biological process: protein deubiquitination. The coding region runs from base 209 to 793 and encodes 194 amino acids. Gene Ontology annotation, molecular function: deubiquitinase activity. The transcript has 5 exons.
CCGGUCCGGCCCGGCCCCGCACCAGCUCCCGUCGGCAGCGCCUCGGAGCGGCCCGGCUGCCCGAUGCUUCCGCUCCGGCCGCGGCGGGCCGGGCUGUACGCUUAGCGCCCGGCGCAGGCCCCCUGAAGCGCCGGCGGGGCUGGGAGCGGCCUCCGGCCCCGCGGAGACGGAGCAGCUCGAGGACGAGGCGGCGGCGGCGAGGAGGAGGAUGGGGGCUAACCAGUUAGUGGUGCUCAACGUGUACGACAUGUACUGGAUGAACGAAUACACCUCAUCUAUUGGAAUUGGAGUUUUUCAUUCAGGAAUUGAAGUUUAUGGCAGAGAAUUUGCUUAUGGUGGCCAUCCUUACCCUUUUUCUGGAAUAUUUGAAAUUUCCCCAGGAAAUGCUUCUGAACUAGGAGAAACAUUUAAAUUUAAAGAAGCCGUUGUUUUAGGAAGCACUGACUUCCUAGAAGAUGAUAUAGAAAAAAUUGUAGAAGAACUGGGAAAAGAAUACAAAGGCAAUGCUUAUCAUUUGAUGCAUAAAAACUGCAAUCACUUCUCUUCAGCUUUAUCAGAGAUUCUUUGUGGGAAAGAGAUUCCUCGCUGGAUCAAUCGACUUGCCUACUUCAGCUCCUGCAUACCCUUUCUACAGAGUUGCCUCCCGAAGGAGUGGCUCACGCCAGCAGCCCUGCAGUCUAGCGUCAGCCAGGAGCUGCAGGACGAACUGGAGGAAGCAGAGGAUGCCGCCGCCUCCGCUUCCAUGGCAAGCAGUGCGGCGGGCUCCAGAGCUGGGCGCCACACCAAGCUAUGAAGAUUCUCUCCAAAGUCACACUUCAGAACUGUCUCUGGCAGGUGAAUAUCACUAGAGAAAAGUAAACAGAGUAAGCGUCCUUUGGAUAUUUUGUAUGCAAAGAUGGCUCUCCCCCAAAUCCCAGUUUUUCAGCUCAGGAUUAUAUUUGUAAUCAAAAAAAAAGAAAAAUCACUUGGCGCAGGAGGGAGAACUUUGUAUGAAGCUGCCCUCUGAUUUUUUUACCCACUUGUAAAUUUCGAUUUACUUCUUCUGUUUUAUACGAGCUCUGUUAAGUUAUGUUUACAGUAUUUUGUAUCGCUGUUUACAAAUCUUGCAUGGACUCCUGCCACCGUGAAAGAAGAAAAUCUUCAUGUCUUCGAAAACUAGGCAGGCAAUCUUUGUACACUUCUGACAAUUGCCAGAGCUAUGGCAUAAAUAAUAGGCACAGUGUACUUCACACAGUCAGAGUCAGCAUUACCUGCUUAAGGACUGUUUGUUGGGUUUGUUUAUUUUGUUAACAUGUGGGCACCGGGAUACCGGCCUGAGGUGAGGGAGCACACGUGCAGCCCAGUUCUGUCCCACUCCCUCCCACUCCGAGUAGCACACUCCUGUGGUGCCCACAGAACGGUCGCUUUCAUCCCAAAUCCCCGUCCGCCUAGGCAGGGAGGUGCAUACCUGUUUCUGUCUGGCUUCGAUGCCUCGGGUUCUAUACUUAGAUGUUUUUCCUUACAGAUAUUCUUGUUAGGAACUGACAAGUGUUUUUGCACAUGUUUGGGGAGGAACUUCAUUUGUAUUCCGAUACAUACUUAUUUCCUCCCUGCACAGGGUUUUGUUGAUGGGGUAGGGAUAUCCUAAGUGUAGCCUUCUGAGUAGCAGUGUGAGUUGACAUUCAACUGCUUUUAACUAUUCAGGCUACCUUUUUAUACCAGACCUUGAAAACUAGUCCUAAGUAAAGUACCCCAAAAAGGUUAUUCUUUGAUAUUUCCUACUUUUUAUGUACCAUAUCAGAAAGAAUCUGUCAGAGGUUAUUAGUUAUUAUGGGAGUAGUUUCACCUCACAAUAGAAUGCCUAGUCUCAUUGACUUCUGGUUGAAGAAUCCUAUUUUGUAUCUUAAAAAUUCAUCUUUUAUGUUCUCUCAAAUGUAUGUCUCUUACAUAACAUACUCUAAGAUUGUUUAAGUUGUCAUCGCAGAUAAAUCCUCGUUAGCAAGGAAUCUGUCUGCCCAAGUCUACUCCCAGCGUGACCCUUGGAUGUAAGAACCAAGUCAUUUCAUGUGAAAUUCACUUUUCUGCCUUAAGAAUGAAUGUCCUACGUGAAAUAUGGAUGAAGUGCAUAAAAAGGCAGUGAAUUCAGCUUUAUAUAUAUAUAUAUAUAUUGUUAGUUUUAGAGUUAUUUACAUUUAUUUAAACUUUUAGAUUGGAUUGUUUGCUAUUGCUCUGUGUGAAGAUACAUAUCUUUUAGUAAACUACAUUUAUAACUUUUCCAUAAGCUGAUUUUGAUUCCUUUUAUCAACUUAAGCACACCCUGUUCCUAGGGAAAAUCAACCUUGGGUUGUAAGCACUGGCCUGAGGAAAAUGAAGCCACUUCACCUAAUUUGUGCUUUUUGACUGUUGUGUUUCCAGAGAGGAAAGUCUUUACAGAUUACUCUCAGUUCUUUGGGGCAGAGCACUUGUUCUGAGAGACAUGUUAGAAGGAAGGAAAUGUGUGACCUUUAUGAAAUGUUGACUUGGUUCAGGUCUAAAGUGAGAUUUGGGAACAAAACACUAAGGCGCUGGCAGUGAGCCAUUCCCUAAAAACAGAGUCCUGUCACCAACAGCCAGGUUAGGGGAAAGUGUUUGAUGCAGUUGGCUUGGGAUUUUUUUUUGCAGUACUCUAGUGGAUUACAGUUCUUCUAAUCCAUUCAAGUGUACAUUUCAGCCUGCACUCCCGCCACACAGGAGCAGCUGUUGCUCAGACGCUCCGUGGUGAGCAGCCAGGACAUAUGUGUCCGUGCCUCCCCAGACCCAGCAACGCAGCACACAGACGCCCUUGUUGUCAUUUUGUUGUUUCAUCUGCGGCAUCUGGAAUUUCAGAAUAGUGUAGAGUCCUAGUAGAAAUAGGUAACGGCCUAAGUCCAGUUCCAUACUAACGAUCAGCAGACAAAAUUCUGGACAUGACGUUCCUUGCAGUCGAAUUGUACCUUGGUCUGAGAAACGAAGAAACAGGUCCUUCUCUACAGCUCAGACUGAGAAUGGAUUUAAUUACCACUUACCCAGCUGUUCUUGCCCUUGGAGGAACACGAUCUAGUUCUCAACCUGAUCUCUGUUAAGAAGUCUUGUAUCAAAAAUCCAGUCAUUAAUUAUACAUGUGAUACGAUGGAGUCAGACACUCUGUUGUUGUAACCAAGAGAAACAUCCCCUCAUGGUGGAUUGGACAGCAGUGUAGUGACAGGGGGUUUACAUACCUUUCGGUUCAUUUUAAUCCCAAGAAAGGGGCGUCAGCCUCGGAAAGUGUGACUUGCGAGUCUGCAGAAGGCGGUGGUACAGUCCUGCAGAGCCUGCACUUGAUGCCUGAACUCCAGCCAAUUAGAGCUCUGACCCAAGCAAUAGCGCAAGUUACGCAUCACCAGCAUUUGUCCAGAGCAGGGAUUCUGGCUUCCAUCAGCUGACAGCAUUGCGUGUAUGCAGAGUUUGACCACCACAGACAGCUCCAGGACUCUGUGUCCGUGACAUUUUCCCACCACAAAACGGGUAGAAGCACAUUCACUGCUUCAGGGUUCUGAUCUGUGUUUUUUCUUAUGACUCCAUUUCUGUAGGACACUCUGUUAACUUUGGACCAUGCUGUGUUUUCUUGAUCAUCUUUUUAAGUUUAAAAGACUCAAGUUUUGUUCAGCAGGCUGGCCAUACUGCCAUCAUAACCCCCUCUUCUUCAGUGUGGUCUUAGAGUAGCUCCAAACUUGAUUGUCUGCUCCGUUGAUGCAUACCCGUCUUCACUGUUGGAAAGGUGUAAGCUGUCAGAGAGCUCCAUGGACCUGAAGAUCAUUUCUUGUGCAGUUGAAUGCAAGUGUACUGUCAUUCAUAGUGUUUAUAUACAAAUACCAGGAAUCUUCACUUUUGCUACCUUGAUAUAGCAUUGGGCUAUCAUGUUGCAACAUUGAAAUACAUCAGUUUAUUAAAAAA